Molecule: messenger RNA, 1764 nt
Organism: Batrachochytrium dendrobatidis JAM81
Lineage: Eukaryota; Fungi; Chytridiomycota; Chytridiomycetes; Rhizophydiales
Exons: 9
Coding region: 10-1659 (549 amino acids)
Biological process (GO): glyoxylate cycle
Cellular component (GO): peroxisomal matrix; cytoplasm
Molecular function (GO): malate synthase activity
Source: RefSeq, a predicted model, not a curated record
GAUUCAAUCAUGAGCCAUUCUACUCUAUGGAAUCCUACCAUUGCUGCAGCAGCUGCAUCUGGAGUUCGAGUAUUAGGUGAUGUUCCUCCUCAGCAUGCAGACACUCUUUCUCCGGACACUCUUGCUUUUCUGGCCAUCCUGCACAGGACAUUUAAUGCUCGUCGCAAGGCUCUGCUUGAUGCUAGAGUCGUUCGACAGACAGCAAUCAACAAUGGUGUUAUGCCUGAUUUCCUGCCAGAAACAAAAAGCAUCCGAGAUGAUCUCACUUGGCGUGCUGCACCCCCUGCUCCUGGUCUAGUUGACCGUAGAGUAGAGAUCACUGGCCCUGUAGACCGUAAAAUGGUCAUCAAUGCUCUAAACUCUGGUGCCAGCACAUUCAUGGCGGAUUUUGAAGACUCUAAUUCUCCAACUUGGCUCAACUGUUUGUCUGGUCAGACAAACAUGCGAGACGCAGUUCGUCGCACAAUUACUUUUACUGCUCCAAAUGGAAAGUUUUACAAACUUAACCCUGAUAUUGCUACACUGCUUGUUCGUCCUCGUGGAUGGCAUCUCGAAGAGCAACAUGUCCUUGUUGAUGAUGUUCCCAUUUCUGGUAGUAUUUUUGACUUUGGUGUCUACUUUUACCACAAUGCAAAGGAAACUAUUGCUAGAGGGACCGGCCCCUACUUUUAUCUUCCAAAAAUGGAGUCGCACCUUGAAGCCAGACUCUGGAACGAUAUCUUCAAUCUCUCGCAGGAUAUGCUGAACAUUCCUCGCGGUACUAUUCGUGGGACUGUACUCAUUGAAACUAUUCUUGCAUCAUUUGAAAUGGAUGAAAUUAUCUACGAGUUGCGCGAUCACUCUUCUGGUCUCAAUUGUGGUCGUUGGGAUUACAUUUUUUCGUUCAUCAAAAAAUUCCGCAAUGAUCCCAAGUUUGUUCUGCCAGAUCGUUCAGACAUUACCAUGACUACUCACUUUAUGGAUUCAUAUGUGCGCUUACUCAUCAAAACAUGCCAUAAGCGAGGUGUUCAUGCCAUGGGAGGCAUGGCAGCUCAAAUUCCCAUCAAGGACAAUGCCAGUGCCAAUAAAAUAGCCAUGGACAAGGUCAAGGCUGACAAACUGCGCGAAGUUCGUGCAGGUCAUGACGGCACUUGGGUUGCUCACCCCGAUCUUGUGAUCAUUGCCAAAACGAUCUUUGAUACUCACAUGCCUGGACCCAAUCAGCUGUACGUUCUGCGAGAAGAUGUCCAUGUGACUGCUGCAGAUUUGAUUUCCACCAGCGAUAUCAAGGGCAGCAUCACUGACUAUGGCGUGCGCAACAAUAUCAAUGUUGCACUGCAGUACAUGGAGGCAUGGCUAAGGGGAAAUGGAUGUGUACCUAUUCAUAACCUAAUGGAGGAUGCUGCCACUGCCGAAAUUUCUCGAUCGCAAGUCUGGCAAUGGGCCAAGCAUCAUGCCAAGACCAAGGAAGGCAAGAUCGUUGAUGCCGCGUAUGUUUCGCAUAUUCUUGACCAAGAAUGCAAGUCUCUUCAAGCUGCCUUGGAUCCCAAGUAUGCAUCCAUCUCCAAAUUUGAUAUGGCCAAAAAGCUUUUGGAGAACAGUAUUCGUGGCGCAGACUAUGCAGACUUUCUAACUUCUCUUUGCUACGAUGCUAUUGUGACCAUCAAGAGUAAGAUUUAAUACUUGACCAAUCAGAUUUCAAUGACGACAGUUUACAGCCAAUUGCUAGUUCUUCAUUUCCAAACCUAUUUUAUGCAAUCUGAACAAGAUCUGUUAUGCAAUUUA